Carassius carassius (crucian carp) is the source of this 2547-nucleotide messenger RNA. Its product is annotated as protein arginine N-methyltransferase 5-like. The coding region runs from base 106 to 2001 and encodes 631 amino acids. Gene Ontology annotation, biological process: peptidyl-arginine N-methylation; regulation of DNA-templated transcription. Gene Ontology annotation, cellular component: nucleus; cytosol. The record is from RefSeq and is a predicted model, not a curated record. The transcript is spliced from 16 exons. NCBI's taxonomy places the organism in Eukaryota, Metazoa, Chordata, Actinopteri, Cypriniformes, Cyprinidae.
ACGUUGUUUCUAAAAUGCAAGCGCUCUUAUUUUGAGCCAACAUGACGUCAGUUUCUCCAUAGUCAUCUAUCAGUGUCUUAUUCACUCCCAUCCCGUCUCCUAACGAUGGCGUCCGGCGGUGCAGGUAGCAGGGUCUCCUGCGGGAGAGAUUUGAGUUGUGUUCCCGAAGUGGCGGAUACCCUCGCUGCGGUCGCCAAAUUAGGCUUUGAUUUCCUGUGCAUGCCGCUGUUCCACCCGCGGUUCCGACGGGAGUAUGAACUGGACCCUGCUAAAUCACGACCCGGAGCCCAAACACGCUCUGACCUGCUGUUAUGUGGCAGAGAUUGGAACACACUUAUCGUGGGAAAGCUGUCACCCUGGAUUGAGACAGACUCAGAGCUGACCAUAGAACGCAGGAAUUCAGAAGAAGCGCUGGUACAGGAGCUCAAUUUCUGUGCUUAUCUGGGUUUGCCAGCUUUCAUGAUCCCCCUAAGGGGUCCACACUGUGCCAACCUGGCUCGAAUCCUACUUAACCACAUCCACACAGGACACCACUCUUGCAUGUUUUGGAUACGCGUUCCACUGUUGGCCCCCGAGGACACGCGUGAAGAUCUCAUCGAGAACGAGUCAUCUAAACAAAUGGAUGAUGGCAGCAAUGACGAGAAGACCUGGGCAUGGUGGCACUCAUUCAGAACACUCUGUGACUAUAACAAGAGGAUUUGCCUUGCUAUUGAAAUCGGCGCAGACUUGCCAUCUGACACGUUAAUCGACAAGUGGCUUGGAGAGCCAAUCAAAGCAGCCAUUCUCCCCACCAGCAUUUUUCUAACCAAUAAAAAAGGGUUUCCGGUCCUUUCGAAAGCCCACCAGCGAGUCAUCUUUCGCCUCUUUAAGCUGGAGGCUCAGUUUAUUUUCACAGGGGCAAACCGCCACAGUGAGAAAGACUUGCGCUCGUACCUGCAGUAUCUAGAGUACCUCAACCAAAACCGUCCAGCGCCUAAUGCCUACGAGCUCUUCGCCAAAGGCUAUGAAGAUUACCUUCAGUCACCACUGCAGCCUUUAAUGGACAAUUUGGAAUCACAGACGUAUGAAGUUUUCGAAAAGGAUCCCAUCAAAUAUUCUCAGUACCAACAGGCUGUAUAUAGAUGUCUACUAGACAGAGUUCCUGAAGAACAGAUGGAAACAAAUGUGCAGGUUUUGAUGGUACUAGGUGCAGGUCGUGGUCCACUGGUAAAUGCCUCACUUCGUGCUGCAAAACAGGCUAAGAGGAAACUGCGUGUGUAUGCCGUCGAGAAGAACCCAAAUGCUGUUGUCACGCUGGAGAACUGGAAAUUUGAGGAGUGGGGGGAUCAGGUGACUGUUGUGUCAUGUGACAUGAGGGAAUGGACUGCUCCAGAGAAAGCAGAUAUCAUUGUGAGCGAGCUUUUAGGGUCAUUCGGAGACAAUGAGCUUUCACCCGAGUGCCUUGAUGGAGCGCAGCACUUCCUCAAAGAUGAUGGCAUAAGCAUUCCCAGCUCUUACACGUCUUUUCUGGCUCCACUGUCCUCCUCUAAACUAUAUAAUGAAGUGCGUGGGUGUCGGGAGCGGGACAAAGACCCUGAGUGCCAUUUUGAGACACCAUAUGUUGUCAGACUACACAACUUCCACCAACUUGCAGACCCCAAACCCUGCUUCACCUUCGUACAUCCCACCACAGAUAUGAAUAAUAACCGGUAUCAAUGUCUACGGUUCUUGAUUGGAUGUAAUUCAGUGCUUCACGGCUUUGCUGGAUAUUUUGAAGCCACACUCUACAAAGAUGUCACACUCAGUAUAAAACCUGAAACACACUCUCCUGGGAUGUUCUCCUGGUUCCCCAUUCUAUUCCCUUUGAAACAGCCGAUCCCGCUGUCCAGUGGUGAUAACGUGAGCGUGAGGUUCUGGAGGUGUAAUAAUGGAAAGAAGGUCUGGUAUGAAUGGGCUGUGACUGAGCCUAUAUGCUCCGCCAUUCACAACCCUUCUGGCCGCUCUUACACCAUCGGCCUGUAGCAAGCUGACAUCUACUGACACAUGGGGUUACACUGACUUUUUUUUUUUUAUAAACAAUCUUGUUUUCAAUCAAGCGGCAGGUUUACAUAUCUUGUUUCAAGGGCCCAAUUAACUCAAGGACAUUGUUCACCAUGACCGCUAUGUAUCUCUGGCCAUUUCUGUAAUGUUCAUUAGGAUGGAAAUUAAAACAGCACUUACGAGGUAUCCUUUAAAGCAAUGCAAGAUGUCCUGGUGCUCUUUCUUAGUUUAAACUCUUCUGAUAUUUAAAAAAUAUAUUAAAAACACAAAAGCUGUUAGUUUUCGAAUACUAUUGUUUCUAGAACUGAUUAAGUGUGUCCAACAGUCUAUUUUGUCACUCAUAAUACAUCAGCCUUAUUUCCCUGUUGUCCACCAGUGCCCUGCAAAGCCCCAUUGUGAGAAUAAUCAUAGUAUGAUGUCCCCAGUCAGGCCACGCUAGAAAACAUAUCCCAUACUUUUAUACAGGUUUUUUUUCCUGAUUAAAAAAAAUUAUUGUCAUACACCCUGAAUAAAAAAGGUACAAAAUUA